Carlito syrichta (Philippine tarsier) is the source of this 2579-nucleotide messenger RNA. RefSeq names its product translational activator of cytochrome c oxidase 1. NCBI's taxonomy places the organism in Eukaryota, Metazoa, Chordata, Mammalia, Primates, Tarsiidae. The annotation marks the transcript as partial. The transcript is spliced from 5 exons. The record is from RefSeq and is a predicted model, not a curated record. Gene Ontology annotation, cellular component: mitochondrion.
CCCGCCGGGCACAACAAAUGGUCCAAGGUCAGGCACGUCAAGGGGCCCAAGGACGCCGAGAGGAGCCGCAUCUUCUCCAAGCUCUGUCUGAGCAUACGCCUGGCGGUGAAAGAGGGAGGUCCUGACCCUGAGCUCAACAGCAGCCUGGCCAGUGUCUUGGAGGUGUGUCGCAGCAAGCACAUGCCCAAGUCAACCAUGGAGGCGGCGCUGAAGACGGAGAAAACCAAGGGCACGUACUUGCUGUAUGAGGGUCGAGGCCCUGGUGGCUCUUCUCUGCUCAUUGAGGCGUUGUCCAACAGUGGCCCCAAGUGUCAGUCGGAUGUCAGACAUAUCCUGAGCAAGAAUGGGGGGGUGAUGGCUGAGGGAGCCCGUCACUCCUUUAACAAAAAAGGGGUGAUCGUGGUUGGUGUGGAGGACAGAGAGGAAAAGGCAGUGAGCCUGGAGCGUGCCCUGGAGCUGGCCAUCGAAGUGGGUGCCGAGGAUGUCAUGGAAACGGAGGAGGAGGAAGAGAAGAAAGCUUUUAAGUUCAUCUGCGAUGCCUCUUCGCUGCAUCAGGUGAGGAAGAAGCUGGACUCUCUGGGCCUAUGCUCUGUGUCCUGUGCGCUGGAGUUCAUCCCCAACACAUGGGUGCAGCUGGCUGACCCUGACCUGGAGCAGGCCGCCCACCUCAUCCAGGCGCUCAGCAGCCACGAGGACGUGAUCCAGGUCUAUGACAACAUCGAGUAGGAAGUGCAGCAACGUCUGCAGGUGGAGCUGAGGAGGCCUGAAGCCGGGGAGCCCCACACUGCAUGGACCUUGCUGUCAGCUCGGCUGGUGCCUCAGAGCCCCCGGAGGAGUCUCCCAACACCCGAAUGCAGGGGUGCCCACCGGUUAGCCUGACGUCAGGUGGUCAGCCCUUGAGGGAUGGCGGGUGCCUGAGGCCCUGUGUCUGGAAACUGCUCUCAAGUAGCACGCGGGUGAUCCUGCUGGCUGCAGGGCUGUGGCUUCUGUCCUCUCCUGAGUGUGUCCAGCGCCGGGAUCCUCUGAACUGACUUUCAAGUCCCAGGAUGGCUGUUCGCUUUGUUGAUUGGCCAUCGGAAUGUAGCUGUGGCCAGGCCCUCUGGUCUGGUGCUGGUGUCGUGGCCCAGCCCUGUCAUUCAUUCACGCACCCAAUGUUCUGUAACGCCAGCUGCGGACCAGAUGCAGGACCUCAGGGAAGCCCGGGACUGCUCUCUGCUGGAGCUGUCUCAGGCUGUGGAAGCUGCCGUGAGCGCAUCUGUUCUCUUCGCAUGACCUUCUGUGCCCUUCCUCCGCCAAGAGCUUAAGUCAAAUGCCCGACAAGGACUUGCCAGACCCUGCGCUGCCUGGUCCCCUUGUUCCAAGGGUGCUGAGUGGACUGUGCACAGAUCCAGCUGCUCUCAGGAAGGCUGCGCCCCGCUGGUCCUGAAAGCUGCACGGUUUCCAGCCCCCAGCCCUCAGGCCCUUUCUCCCUGAUGGCAAAUGAUGGGGUACCAGGCACUAGAAUGGAGGUGAGGAUAUGAAGGAAGGGUGAAGGGCGGAGUCAGAGCUGGUGGGGGGGAAAUAACCCUGGGUACCUUUGGCUCCUGAUGGUCACUCCCAGUCCAGAGGCCGGCAGUGCCAGCCCCUGUGCCAGAGCCCACCCGGCAUGUCAGGCCUGGUACAUCCCUGUGGCUUUUACAUCCCUGGUAUCCACCUCCUUGUCAGUUGCUUAAGCCAGUUCUCAGCUCCGAGUGACUCUCCUGAAGGAGCCUCAGGUAGAUACGAACUAAAACCAGAUGGACUAUAUGAUAACUUCAGCUUCUGGGGAAAACAGCUGACUGGUUCCACGAUGACUUCCACGGCAGGAGAGCAAGGUCCACAGGAAGAAAGUCAGUGAAAUAUCUGUGGUCGCGCUGCAGCUCGGGCCCUGGCGCUGCCUCUUGUAGUUACAGUGCUAGCGGGAUUCCUUAGCACCCAGAGAAAACUCAUCCACCUUUGUUCUUCCAUCCACGUUUCUGAACCGCUCAUCUUUAAAAAGGCAACUGCAAGUAUAUGUGCUGCUUAAUAAUUUUUAAGUGCUAUUUAUUUGAUUUUGCCAACAAACCUAUAAAACCAUGAGGCCAAGUGUUUUACACACAGAUGGUUCUACACCGAGCAGAUGAGAACAGGUCUGAUGCCACAUGGUCUAUCUGUGGUCCUUGAUUUAUAAAAUAGCUCAUGGCUCUGUUUUGGAAUAUUGAAUAUAAAUUGAUUUGAGGAAUCUGAUCACUUCCAAUUUGGGAAAUGUCUACCAAGGGAGCUGCUCUCGGAGGGAACUUGGCUACUGGUUUGACGAGGUCUCCGCUACUCCAACAUUUAGAACUUAUUAGCAUGGAUUGUUGCCUGGCCAGCGAUUACAAACCACAGCGCUGGUGGUACCACUGUGACAGCCCCAGGGUUGAGGGGCUCUCUGCUGACCCCUGGCGGUGCCCCACAGCCUCUUCCCUGCAGUUGGGAGGAGGACGUGGGAGUGAACACUUACCUGAGCCUAUGCUGCUGUAUCUAGCCCUGGUAGAGGCCCUGAGCUAGUUAAUAAAGAUGGUCACACCCACAUGGUGAGA